Messenger RNA from Schistocerca americana (American grasshopper), 2749 nucleotides. RefSeq names its product proton-coupled amino acid transporter-like protein CG1139. Gene Ontology annotation, cellular component: vacuolar membrane. Gene Ontology annotation, molecular function: amino acid transmembrane transporter activity. The transcript has 10 exons. The coding region runs from base 89 to 1462 and encodes 457 amino acids. The record is from RefSeq and is a predicted model, not a curated record. NCBI's taxonomy places the organism in Eukaryota, Metazoa, Arthropoda, Insecta, Orthoptera, Acrididae. Gene Ontology annotation, biological process: amino acid transmembrane transport.
GCGACGCUCGGCGCUCAGUCAACUGGCAGCGGCGGCGGCGGCGGCACCGGCGGCACCACGGCGGCGCACCAGGUGUGGUACUACAGAGAUGGGAGCGGACCACGAAAAAGGCGCGGACAGCGGGCCGCCAAUCCCCAUGGAGAACUUCUCCUCGACGGCCCAGUUGACGGAAGACACCGUUUCCAAGCAGAAUGAGAGCGCUCCGGAAUACGACCCCUUCUCUGAGAGGAGCAUACAGCAUCCCAACUCGGACCUGGGGGCGCUGAUGCACCUGCUCAAGUGCAGCCUGGGUUCGGGGAUCCUGGCGAUGCCGAUGGCCUUCAAGAACGCGGGAACCGCCGUCGGCUUCAUCGGCACGGUGCUCAUCGGCAUGCUCUGCGGCCAUUGCGUCCACAUGCUGGUGCGGUCGUCCCACAUCGUGUGCCGAAGGGCUCGUGUGCCCGUGCUGGGCUUCGCGGAGACGGCAGAAUACGCCUUCCUGUAUGGGCCGGGUCGUCUGAAAGUGUGGGCGCCCUUUUCCAAGACGUUCGUCAACUUGGCGCUGGUUAUCACCUACUACAGCGCAUGCUGCGUCUACGUCAUCUUCGUUUCUACCAGUAUUAAGCAGGUGUGCGACGUGCUGUUCCCGUGGGCUAUCCUGGACGUGCGCAUCUACAUUGCCAUGAUGCUGCUGCCGCUCGUGCCCAGUUGCCUGGUGCGCAACCUGAAGUUCCUGGUGCCGUUCUCGACGGCCGCCAAUCUGUUCAUCGUGGUUGGUUUCGGCUGCACGCUCUACUACAUGUUCCGCGACAUGAAGGAUCCCGGGCGGCUGCCGCUGAAUGAAGACAUCGGCCGUUUCCCACUCUUCUUCAGUACCGUCGUCUUCGCCAUGGAAGGAAUAGGAGUGGUGAUGCCGGUGGAGAACACGAUGAAACACCCACAGCACUUCCUGGGCUGCCGAGGCGUUCUCACCAUCGCCAUGACCAUCGUCAUCUUGCUGUACGCCUUCAUCGGCUUCUUCGGCUACCUCGCCUACGGUGAAGGUACCUUAGGCAGCGUCACCCUCAACCUCCCCCAAGAGCCACUGGGCCAGGCGGUGAAGAUCCUGAUCGGGCUGGCCAUCAUGUUCACGUACCCGCUGCAGUUCCACGUGGCCACGGAGAUCGUGCUGAAGAUGGUGGGCGACCGCGUGUCGCAGAAGCGCUGGAACCGCUUCGAGUACACUCUGCGCGUCUGUGUCGUCCUGCUCACAGUGGGCGUGGCGGCGGCGGUACCGGAGCUGGGGCCCGUGGUGUCGCUGGUGGGGGCUGUGUGCUUCUCCACGCUGGGCCUGCUGUGUCCAGCUGCCAUCGAGAUGGCCACCUGCUGGCCCAGCCGCUGGCUGCUCGCCAAGGACUCGCUCAUCAUCAUCCUCUCGCUCGCCGCCCUCGUCUCCGGGUCCUACACCAGCAUCCUCGAGAUCAUCGAGGCGUUCGGUUCGUAGCACUAACCACUCUGCUGCACCGUGUCGGUGGGCUGUGGCGAGGGCUGCCCACUGAUUGAAACGGCGAUCCAGGGACCUCCUGGUCUUCUCGUAGCCACUGUGUGGCCACUGCCAAACGUCCCUCGUGCACACAGCGAGACGAGCAAUUCAGCCGUCGUCAUGUUAUCUGCAGUUCCUUAUAAGACCACUGUAUUCCUAACCAUUUGCUUCUUUGUCAUAGAAACAUGUAAAAGAGAGCCCUGGAAAGAGAAAGAGAGAGAGAGAGAGAGAGAGAGAGAGAGGGAGGGAGAGACAGAUAUAAAACAGAGACAGGUGGAGAGAGGAGAGGCCAGACGGAUAUGAGAUUCAUUUCCGAAAGCUCAUCUUGUGUCUUUAACAACUUACAGUUUCAAUGGAACUCUUUCUAGAUCGGAACCCUGCAAAAUGAGAACGCAGUUUGUUUCUUGCCCAUGUGCGUACUAUACGAUUUUUUUGGGGUACUGUUUGCUUUUUUAGUUUUACAACGAUAACGAAUCAGAAGAAAGAAAAUAUUGUAAGAGAAACGAUCAUGUAGGAGUCAGUUUAUUAUAAAUAUCUUUGUACAGCAGUGCAGUGAAUAUUUCCACUGAUGGCUAAAACAUUCUGAGAAGCAAGAUUUUCCCAAUAGGUAGGCAAUCAACUGCUCCAGACCAUGUGUAGAAGUAUUCCACAUAUUAUGUUCCGACCAUUACGACGUAUUUUCUUUGAAAGUAGUUUUUCUCUGCUGGGAUUGUCUUGGUAUAAGGUUUCAACUUUUUUCUUGAAAUAAUUAUAAACUGAACAACACAUCACACUCCCCAUAGAAAUAAAAUAUCCAUGAAUAUGGCUUUAAAACGCAGAUAUUAUUAUUAUAUUUUUGAGUUAUUUUUAAAGCUUUUGCUUGAAAUAUUUCGUGAAGAUUGUUAUGUAUUUAUUAUUAGCCAUUCUUUACCAGAACUACUCCUAUAGAUUUAUUUCCCAAAGAUGUUACCAAAUAUUAUUUAUUUCAUUUUUUUGAGAUAUUGAUAUCUUGUCUUAUGAAAAAGACACAAUUGUAAUAUUUAUUGUGAUAAAGAAAUAUUGUAAUGUUAGAAUGUAUAAUAAAAUCUGUUUAUAGUUUUAGUGUCAAAUUUCUGUUUUUGUGCCGUACUAUAUCUUGCUGAUAGAACAGCCUGCAAUGCGUUUCUGUGUUGCAUAUUUCUUUCAAAAAUCUUACUACGUUCUGGGCUACAUUACGUAAGAAACAACAAAUUCUGAAUGACAUAACAAAUUUCCUUUCACAACUAUAUG